Molecule: messenger RNA, 435 nt
Organism: Botrytis byssoidea
Lineage: Eukaryota; Fungi; Ascomycota; Leotiomycetes; Helotiales; Sclerotiniaceae
Exons: 1
Coding region: 1-435 (144 amino acids)
Source: RefSeq, a predicted model, not a curated record
AUGUGCAAAGAGUUGUAUAUGUAUCAUAGGUCAUGCGGCGGCGAUGGCACCAAGUCAUGCAUCUGUGAUAAAUCAUGUCCGUACUACGAGCCCUACUUCGCAAGUACUUGCGACUCCACUUGGUUAAGAGGAGAUGAUCGUAAUCUUUGCAAGGAUUGUCCACGCAGAGCCAUGGAUGACCAACGAAAUAAGAAGGGGGAGAUUGUGCCCAUCGCCGCGUGUCACAAAUGUCCCGGACAUGAAAAUCAUAUGAAAGGCGCUGAUUUACCAAAAGCCGAUCCUAAUCAUCGGUCAGCAUUAUCGAUGAGAGCAAUGGAACGUAAGAGCAAAUUUGAACGUACAACGUUUCCAGCAAAAAAAACUCCAGCAAAAGCUCUGGUGAGAGCGCCAGAAUUUACAGAGUACCUUGAGAAAAUUUUGGCAAAAAAGAUGUAA